AUGGCGGAACAACAGAUCACGCAAGGCGUGAUAGAGGCCAUUUUCUACAAACAACCCGAAGUGGCUGCCGCCCAGUUUCCCGUUCCGGUUAUGCAAUGUAUCCACAUCAAGACUCUCGAGAACAAGGUGGGCGACGAUGGUGCCCAGAGGUACCGCAUCGUCCUGAGCGACAUCCGAAACUAUGUGCAGUGCAUGUUGGCCACGCAGGCGAACUAUGUGAUGCAUGACGGGCUGCUGCAGCGUGGGUCGAUUGUGCGCGUCAAGAAGUACCAGGCCCAGGUUUUGAAGGGCAAAUUUGUGGUGAUUAUUCUCGAUCUCGAAGUUGCUGGGGAACUAGGCGCACCAGAAAGGAUUGGGAAUCCCCAGAGUAUGGAUAAUGCGGGAGAAGCUCCCCCACCUCAACCGGCUGCUGCGAGUGGUGCUGGCGGUGCUAGUUUCUACGGCGGCGGGGCCAAGAAUGAGCCCGCCCCAGAGAGAAAGCCGCAAGCCCAGAAAGCGUUCGGGGGCGGCGGUGGUGGCGGCGGAGGCAGUGGCCUCGCUGCAGGCACAAUAUACCCCAUCGAAGCACUCUCCCCGUACGGGAACAAGUGGACGAUCAAGGCUCGCGUCACUCAGAAGUCGGACAUUCGGACAUGGAACAAGGCUAGCGGCCCUGGAAAACUCUUCAGUGUGAAUCUUCUCGACGAAAGCGGCGAGAUCCGGGCGACGGGAUUCAACCAAGCCGUCGACCAGUUUUACGAGUUGCUACAGGAGGGAUCCGUCUACUACAUCUCGACGCCCUGUAAGGUGCAGAUUGCCAAGAAGCAGUUCAGCAACCUGCCCAACGACUACGAGCUCGUGUUCGAGACGGACACGCAUAUUGAGAAGGCCGAGGAUCAGAGCUCGGUGCCGCAGUUGUUAGAGGUGCAGGGUGAUGCAACGGUCGACGUUAUCGGCGUGUUGACGGAUGUGAAAGAUCUAGAGGAAAUCGUAUCCAAGACGACGCAGAAGCCGUACAACAAGCUGCGCGUGACCAUCUGGGGCAAGGUGGCGAGCGAGUUCGACGCCGAGCGCCAAUCCAUUGUUGCCUUCAAGGGUACGCGAGUCAGCGAAUUCAGCGGUCGUAGCCUCUCGCUCUUGUCAUCGGGCACGAUGGCUAUCGACCCUGAUAUCCCCGAAGCCCACAAGCUCAAGGGCUGGUACGAUUCCCAGGGCGGCAGCACAACAUUCAUACCGCACACCAACAUGAACUCAACCGGAGCCGCCGGGGGGCGUCCAGACGCCGUAAAGACCAUAGCUCAAGCCAAAGCGGAGUACAUGGGGGUUGAGGAAGCCCAGUAUUUUUCUGUCAGGGCUACCAUCAUGCACAUCAAGCAAGAACGGUUUUCCUACCCAGCUUGCCCCACAGAGGGAUGCAACAAGAAGCUGACCGACAUGGGCGGCGGGGAAUGGCGAUGCGAGAAAUGCAACAAGACAAACCUCACGCCGCAGCAUCGCUACCUCUUGAGCAUGGACAUUGGCGACCACACCGGUCAUACCUGGGCGAGCUCCUUUGACGACUCGGGCCGCGUGAUCUUGGGCAAGACGGCCGACGAGUUGGUGGCGUACCAGACCACUGACGACCCUGCGUUUGCCGCCACGUUUAUGGCGGGCACCCUCAGGAAAUUUUCGUUCCGGCUCCGCGCUAAGAUGGAGACUUUUGGCGAAGAAUCGAGGAUUCGUUUCCAGAUUAUGAGCGCUACUCCAAUUGACUACAAAACCGAGGGCAACAAACUUGCGGAACUGAUCAAGGAGUUGAGCGGGUCGGGGCCGUUGCCCUGUGGGGGUGCCUCAAUCACAGCCUUGCGGGGUGCUCCAAGUGGGGGUGCUUCCAGGCAGUUUGCAUCGGUGCUCUUGGACUUCCCGCCCGCGGGCGGGAUUGUCGACGACGAUCUAUAUCACUCGUUGGCCAAGGCACACAGUCAAAAGGUUGAGCGGCUGGUGGGGACGGCGGAGUUUGUGGAGGUGGCGGCCAAGUUGCUUGAUCACGUCGACCCCUCGAUCAACUCUAUCUCACAUAUUGGUCUGCUACUUGCGGCCAAGGCUGCCAAUAGUUUGCCGCAAGCUGAGUUCUUGGCUAGGGUUUCGGUGUUUCUGGUGACGUUUGACGCGAGGCAGAUACGCUAUGCUGGGAGGGCGUUUGCGGAAGUGUUGGAUUGGGUUUUGGAGGGGGCGUUGUUUCCGGCAUCCGUGGCGGUCGAUCUCGCCACGACAGCACUUCUCAGGCUUGACCCGACGGGCUCGGUGCUCACGAACCACCACGUUAGCCUGGUCAAGCUCGCGUACACAACCGACAACGUCAAGCCCGCGCUACCGAUCCUCGAGAAGGAGAUUGUGUUCUACCCCGGCGCCAAAAGCCUACAGACACAGCAAUCACUCGGACAUCCAGAGCUGCCGCCGGCGUCGUACAUCACCACAGACAGCGGGCUGACGAAGAGCCUGGUCAGUCUCGACGUGCUGCAGUACGAUCUACUCCGUGGCCUGAGCUUCAUCCAACAACGGUCGUGGAGCCAGGCAUUUGCCGCUCUCGAGCGCGUCAUCACAUACCCGGUCCGAGACAGUCAGGGGUGUAGCAAAGUCAUGGUAGAGGCGUACAACAAGUGGGUGUUGGUAGGGCUGCUCCUCCACGGCAAGCCGCCGACAAUUCCGCCCACAACGGCGCAGGGCGCGCAAAAGGUCUUUGGCACGCUGGGCAAGCCGUACCAAACGAUCGCGCUGGCAUUCACAGAGAAAACCGCCGAGUCACUCAAGCAGGAGGUCGAGAACCUCGGCGCGGGGUUCUUCGGCGAGGAGAACAACUUCAACCUUGUCCGGCUGGUGAUCCAGCACUACCAGCGGUGGCAGAUCCUCAAUCUCCGCAACGUCUACACCAAGAUCUCGCUCGAGCAGAUCCGCACCCGCACGCAGAGCGGCGAGACCGCCGCACCGCUGGCCACGGAAGCGGACAUCGACCAGCUCGCGCAGCAGAUGAUUGACGAGGGGAUGCUCCCUGGCGUGAUCGAACGCCCAGCCAACGGGCCAGCCUAUCUUGUUUUCUCUCCGUCCUCGCGGAGCGCUACUACUGCUAGUGCCAGCAACGAAGAGGAACUCUCCGAGCGGGAGUUUGCGGCGCGCAUGCUGGCCACGGCGCAGAGGCUUAAAGCGUUGGAGCCGUUGGUAAGGGCGACCAACGAGCGGCUGGGUACGAGCCGUGAUUAUGUACGGUUUGUGGCUGGGCAGCAGCGCGGGGGGAAGGAUUGGCAGCGGGAUUAUGGGGGGUUGUUUAUGAAUCAGGUGGAGGAUGAGGAUUUGAUGACGGGGGUUGUGGCGGGGUAUUAG
Molecule: messenger RNA, 3336 nt
Organism: Dichotomopilus funicola
Lineage: Eukaryota; Fungi; Ascomycota; Sordariomycetes; Sordariales; Chaetomiaceae
Exons: 10
Coding region: 1-3336 (1111 amino acids)
Biological process (GO): meiotic cell cycle; nucleotide-excision repair; double-strand break repair via homologous recombination
Cellular component (GO): nucleus; DNA replication factor A complex
Molecular function (GO): single-stranded telomeric DNA binding; damaged DNA binding
Source: RefSeq, a predicted model, not a curated record